Trichechus manatus latirostris (Florida manatee) is the source of this 3817-nucleotide messenger RNA. RefSeq names its product zinc finger DHHC-type palmitoyltransferase 20 (gene ZDHHC20). Lineage: Eukaryota; Metazoa; Chordata; Mammalia; Sirenia; Trichechidae. The record is from RefSeq and is a predicted model, not a curated record. Gene Ontology annotation, molecular function: palmitoyltransferase activity. The transcript is spliced from 13 exons. Bases 119 to 1216 code for a protein of 365 amino acids.
UUCCGUGGAGGAAGAAGACCUGGGUGAGGACUCGCCCCGUGCGCCCGUGUCGUCGCCGCCGGAGAGCUGGGGCGCCUGUAGACCGCGGAGCUCUUGGCACAGCCGUCGCCAGCAGAACAUGGCGCCGUGGACGUUCUGGCGCUGCUGCCAGCGAAGCGUGGGCUGGGUGCCGGUGAUCUUCAUCACCUUCGUGGUAGUCUGGUCCUACUACGCGUACGUGGUGGAACUGUGCGUGUUUACGAUUACUGGAAAUGGAGAAAAUGGAAAGGCCGUUGUUUACCUUGUGGCUUUCCAUAUGUUCUUUGUUAUGUUUGUAUGGUCCUAUUGGAUGACAAUUUUCACAUCUCCCGCUUCCCCCUCCAAAGAGUUCUACUUAUCCAAUUCUGAAAAGGAACGUUAUGAAAAGGAAUUCAGCCAAGAAAGACAACAAGAAAUUUUGAGACGAGCAGCAAGGGACUUACCUAUCUAUACCACAUCAGCUUCAAGGACCAUCAGAUAUUGCGAAAGAUGUCAGUUGAUUAAACCUGAUCGUGCACAUCACUGCUCAGCAUGUGACAUAUGUAUUCUUAAGAUGGAUCAUCACUGUCCUUGGGUGAAUAACUGUGUGGGAUUUUCUAAUUACAAAUUUUUCCUGCUGUUUUUAUUAUAUUCCCUAUUAUAUUGCCUUUUCGUGGCUACAACAGUUUUACAGUACUUUAUAAAAUUUUGGACGAAUGAGCUGUCUGAUACACGUGCAAAAUUCCACGUACUUUUUCUUUUCUUUGUGUCUGCAAUGUUCUUCAUCAGCGUCCUGUCACUUUUCAGCUACCACUGCUGGCUAGUUGGAAAAAAUAGAACAACAAUAGAAUCAUUCCGUGCUCCUGCAUUUUCAUAUGGACCUGAUGGAAAUGGUUUCUCUCUUGGAUACAGUAAAAAUUGGAGAGAAGUCUUUGGUGAUGAAAAGAAAUAUUGGUUACUUCCAGUAUUUUCAAGCUUGGGUGAUGGUUGCAGUUUUCCAACUCGCCUUGUGGGGAUGGAUCCAGAACAAGCUUCUGUUACAAGCCAAAAUGAAUAUGCUAGAAGUAUUGGAUCAAAUCCACCCUUUCCUAUCAAACCGCUUAGUGAAUCAAAAAACCGAUUGUUGGACAGUGAAUCUCAGUGGACAGAGACUGGAUCUGAAGAAGGCAUCGUCAGAUCAGGGACAAAUAACCAUGUUACAGUGACAAUAGAAAACUGAGUACCACUUGUUCAUAACUAACCAUUUGAAUAAGAGCAAGGUUUAUAGAAAUACAUUACGAACUGAUACUUUCAGUUUUAUUUGGAAGAAAAUGAUCAGUGGAAUGAAAUAAAGUAUAAUAGAAGAUGUAUUGGGGAAAAAAAAAUAAAGGAAACCUUUGUACAGAUCACUGUUUCCACAGAAGCACUACUCCAGAGCAGGAAGAUGCCUUAAUCUCACAUGUCCAUUUGUGCAGCAUUGACCUAUGUCUACAAAAGUGACUACAUUUUACGCUGGAAAUAAUACUUACCUUUUAUGCGAUGCCAUAAUAUGAGCCAUCAGGUCACAUGUUUAACACAUGUAUUUCUUUGAUACUCAAGUUACAUUAUUAGAGUUAUUUCUUAGUGUACAUUAUAAGUUUUCACCCCAAGCUAAAAACUUGUCUAAGUGAGUCUGUCUCGGACAGUGUGGUAACUGAAAGUGGGUAAUAAUAUCCAAAUACUAUUGUUUAUACUCUAUAAGGAAAAAGAAAUAACUGCUUUUUUUACUGGGUGUUUGCUAAUUUAUAAUUACUGUUUUAUACUUUCAACAUUUUUAAUAAUUUUUUAUUGUUGGCUAUAAAAUAACAUUCAGAAGGACUCAGAUAUCUAAAUAUAAUCAUAUAAACCAUAGAGCACAUUUGUAUAAUUCAUUAAAGGCUGAGUUAUAAUCAUUAAUACAACCAUUUAGUCUAUUGUAUACCCAAGGCUUAAAGGAAACUUGGCAGUAAUAAGGAAUAUUUGGGGUUCUCUUUACUUUUUAAUUACUUUUUUGUUGCAUUUUCAAGGGUAUUUAUACAGGCAGGGAAACACAAAAGUACAUGUUCUACACAAAUAUUGACACAGUAGGAAUAGGGAGAAGUGGCUAGAAGAAGGGUAAAGAGAAAGAUAGGCAGGAUAUUGUUAAGUUGUUAAAAAAAAAAUUUUCAUUCCUAAAGGUAUUUAGAAUGUAACAUGCUGUUGAGUUUAUUUACUGUUUCUUUCAAAUUUUAAAGUAAUUACUGAAAAUUACGUUGAAACUUUUUACAGUAAUCCUGUAAUAGCUUAAACAGUGAUAUAAAAUGCAAUUGGAACUAGGGGAAAGACUUUAGAAUAAUACCACUCUCAAGGAAGAAAUUUUUAUAACCUGAAUAGUCUUUUAAACGCUUCCAGUCACUGAAAAGUAGAUUCCACUCUUAAAUGCAGAAUUUCACAUCUGACUUCUCUCAGAGCAGCCCCUUUCUGCCUAGAUAACAUCUCCUUUUAAAAUCUAGUAUGAGUGGUAGGAAUUAUUGCCUUGAUUCUAAAGAAAAAUAUAGUGUCUUUUCAAAGAGAAACAAUGUAGACAUGUUAUUCCUCAUUGCUACUCUUUAGUCAAGUACAGUUCCUCAUUUAUACUGUUUAAUCAAACACAAACCAAAAUAAUUGAUUGCUUCCAGCAGAUGAGUAGAGAUAAAUCUUAACCAGCAUGUCUGUAAGUAUCAAAGACUAUAGUUUCCUUACCUGUAAAAGUAGGUGUGGGGAGGAGGCGGGGGAGGGCUGUUGUGAAAGACGGAUGACUUCUAACAUUCUGUGAUUUCUAAUUUUCCAAAAUAAUUACUUUUCAUUCAUCCAACAAAUAUUUUUGGAGUACCUUCUAAAUGCCAAACAAUAUAGAAGGCAUAGCUCUAUAAUUUCCUAAUGUAACAGAUUUUAUAGCUAACUCUGCCCAGUGUAGUUUCUAGAAUUUGUCUAAUUCCAUUGGCUAUACAAACAUUAGAUUUUAAGAGAAAAUAACUUUUUUCCCUUUGAACCAAAGGAAUGAGUUAGCUUUUAAAGUCUAGUUUGGAAUACUACCUUUGUUUUAACUCUUUAGUCAUAUUAAUUUUGAUUCUAGAAAACUUAACGUAUGAGCUUAAGAGAUGUGAGUUACCAACCAAAAACAUCACUUCAGUUUGGCAGUUUCCAGGUUUCCAUAAUAUAAGGAAACAGUAAAUGUUUAAACUUGCUUAACCACUGUCAGAAACUUUCUCCUGGUACUUUUGUGUAUGUUUCUACAUUUAGUGCAAAGGCUCUGCGUGUACUUGGUUAACAACUGAGGAAACAUUAUUUCCCCUUUAACCUGGCAGGCACUUGUAUGGUAUUGUAAUAUUUCUCAAUUCUUUUAAUUUCUAUUAUUUAACAUAAUCUUUAAUAGCAUAGUACACACCUUUUAAAGCUUUUUCAAUUAAAACCUUUUACUUUAGUUACCUUUGAUUUAAUUUAUGGCCAACGUUUUGCUGAAUUAUAAAUAAUAUUUGGCUGGGUUGGUUCGUGCAUGUUGGUGCCCAUUCAGCAAGCGGGCCUGCUGGUGGUAAGGGAGUCAGAGAAAGGCUGCCUCUUUGAUAGUUCAACUGAUAUUGAUUAUUGCUAUCAACUAUUUGGGGAGAAAAGGUCAAACUGAAGCCCUGUCAAAGUUUAUAAGUACUAUCUUUUGUCUUUCAAGCACUUGAACAUUUGUGAUGCCAUUUAAGGAAAAUAAAGUUGAAUAUCCCGUCUUGCUAUUGCCAUUAAAAACAAAUUUAGGAGACUUGGUUUAUGUGGGUAUGAAUGUACUUGAGUAUUCUGAACCUGAAGCAUCUGACCA